Molecule: messenger RNA, 438 nt
Organism: Euleptes europaea (tarantolino)
Lineage: Eukaryota; Metazoa; Chordata; Lepidosauria; Squamata; Sphaerodactylidae
Product: zinc finger protein 620-like
Exons: 5
Coding region: 1-438 (145 amino acids)
Biological process (GO): regulation of DNA-templated transcription
Source: RefSeq, a predicted model, not a curated record
AUGCCUCGUGGCUCGGAGCCCGUGAGUUUUGAAGAUGUGGCCGUGUAUUUCACAGAAGGGGAGUGGGCCCUGCUGGAUCCAGAGCAAAGAGCCCUCUAUGAGGAGGUCAUGCAGGAGAACUACAGCGCCGUGGCCUCCCUGGCUAGAAAUGCAGGAUACCCAGUUCCAAAGCCAGACCUGAUCUCCCGCCUCGAAGGAGGGGAGUUGCUUUGGCUACCUGAUCCACCAGAGAUCGCCGAGAGGCAGGUGGCUUCAGGCUCCAGCUCAGGCACUGAGCAAGUAAAAGAGAAGGAGAAAUCUCUGCCAGCAGAAAAUGCUCCACUGGUGACCCCAAAAGGGACAGCAUUGCAGUGGGUCAAAGAGGGAACUUCCCAGGAUCACCGGGAAGGGGUACAAAAUGCUCUUGCUCAUGACCUGUACUCCAAGGAUUUGCUCUGA